Aspergillus ibericus CBS 121593 is the source of this 1644-nucleotide messenger RNA. Its product is annotated as GSK family serine/threonine-protein kinase. Gene Ontology annotation, cellular component: cytoplasm. The transcript is spliced from 7 exons. Bases 1 to 1185 code for a protein of 394 amino acids. The record is from RefSeq and is a predicted model, not a curated record. NCBI's taxonomy places the organism in Eukaryota, Fungi, Ascomycota, Eurotiomycetes, Eurotiales, Aspergillaceae. Gene Ontology annotation, molecular function: protein serine/threonine kinase activity; protein serine/threonine/tyrosine kinase activity; ATP binding. Gene Ontology annotation, biological process: signal transduction; protein phosphorylation.
AUGUCACAGAAUAGACCUGGGGUAUUCUCGAGUCUGCGCAUGGGUGAAGUCGUCCGCGAGAAAGUCCAGGAUGGACUUACGGGGGAGACGAAGGAAAUAUCCUAUUCACAAUGUAAAAUCGUCGGCAAUGGAUCGUUUGGUGUCGUCUUCCAAACGAAGAUGAUGCCCAGCGGCGAAGACGCUGCUAUUAAACGGGUCCUUCAGGAUAAGCGAUUCAAAAAUCGUGAGCUUCAGAUCAUGCGGAUCGUGCGCCACCCGAAUAUUGUAGAGCUGAAGGCGUUCUACUACUCCAACGGGGAAAGGAAAGACGAAGUUUAUUUGAACCUCGUCCUCGAAUAUGUACCAGAAACAGUUUAUCGAGCGUCUCGUUAUUUCAACAAGUUGAAGACAACCAUGCCGAUGCUGGAAGUCAAGCUCUACAUCUAUCAACUAUUCCGUUCCCUGGCCUACAUCCACUCGCAGGGCAUCUGCCAUCGUGAUAUUAAACCGCAAAACCUCUUGCUCGACCCGAACACCGGCAUUUUGAAGCUGUGCGACUUUGGCUCUGCGAAGAUCCUGGUCGAGAAUGAACCUAAUGUCUCGUACAUCUGCUCCCGCUAUUACCGCGCACCAGAGCUGAUUUUCGGCGCAACAAACUACACCACGAAAAUUGACGUAUGGUCUACUGGUUGCGUGAUGGCCGAGUUGAUGCUAGGACAACCGCUCUUCCCAGGAGAAUCGGGGAUUGACCAACUCGUGGAGAUCAUCAAGGUCCUGGGCACUCCUACGCGGGAACAGAUUCGCACCAUGAACCCCAAUUACAUGGAACACAAGUUCCCGCAGAUCAAGCCCCACCCCUUCAAUAAGGUCUUCCGGAGGGCCCCCCACGAGGCCAUCGACCUGAUCUCCGCUCUGCUCGAAUAUACACCAACACAACGUCUCUCGGCUAUCGAAGCGAUGUGCCAUCCAUUCUUUGACGAACUUCGGGAACCGAACACCCGGCUGCCCGAUUCGCGGCACCCGAAUGGCUCCACAAGGGAACUCCCUAACCUGUUCGACUUUUCGAGGCAUGAACUUUCCAUCGCGCCCGCAAUGAACAGCCGGCUGAUUCCUCCUCAUGCACGUCCUGCACUUGAGGCUCGCGGGUUAGAUAUCGACAACUUCAAACCCCUAACGAAGGAAGAGAUGAUAGCGCGCCUUGACUGAGUCAAUCCGCGCGAAUCUGACGAAAUACACGCCCUUAUGUGUGCAAAGUUGUUUGCACAUGAUUGCGGAAAUUUGAUUUUAUGCCAUACGAGCUCAUAUUCAUGCAUCGGGCGGUUCUUUGAACCGGAAAAGGUUUAUUCAAAUCUGUAGACCUAUUCCAUAGGCGGGGCAUCCGGGAGCUGGCUUCUGUGUGGGAAGACAUUGCAAGAUAAGGUAAAACGCGUGCAUGGAAAUCUGGAGAAGAAAACAACAAGAGCGAAAACCAAAAAAAAAAUGCCGGAAAAAAGACGUUGAACAGAGGGGCGCUGAUCCACGAGAUUAGGUGGCGUGGAGGGAAUUGUGACUCUUGACGACCAGAAAAGUUCUUGAGAGGGGGUGGUUAGUUGAUCAUGACAGUUUCACGCAAAGGGGUCGAUGGGAUGAUAUAGCCUGGAGUUAUUGAGGUGUCUGAGACAACUC